AUGUCACCUUUGCUGACGUGGAACUUGAUAUGUGUCAGUUCAAGGUGGUACACAAUUUUAUGUUUAAAAAAUAAAGUUAAGUUCUGGUUAGGAACAAGACUCGUCCAUGAACCAGAAUCAAUGGAGAGCAGGUCAAGUCCAUAUAUUAGACCAUCUCCAUACGCUGGAGGAGUUCAUCCACACUUUGAAGAGGAAGAUGACAGGUCAAAACUUCAUGCAUCAGCUCUCUACUCGGAACGCCGAACGUCAUCCCGGAAAUCGUUAAGAUCACAAAAAAUAGACUAUCACACAACAACAAUAAAAUCCCUUUGGUUUGAUUUUUGUGCCAGAACUUCUUCCCAUGGAAUACCAUAUGUUGCAACAUCUUCAUUUUUUGGCCGAUAUGUAUGGGCGGCACUCUUCAUGUGCAUGUUAAUGGCAUUCUUAUUACAAACCUAUUGGACAAUGUCAGAAUAUUUGCAGUAUAGGACAAUUAUUGAAAUGCAGUUGCAGUUUGAAGCUGCUGCAUUUCCCGCUGCAACAGUUUGCAAUUUGAAUGCUUUCAAAUAUAGCGAGCUCACGCAGUAUGAAGAAAUUAAAGAGGGUUUUGACUAUUGGGAACGGGUGAUAAAUGCUCGAAUGAUGAGUGACAGUAUGAAGCCAGGAGGUGAUAUUCUAGAAGCAAUCAGUGUCAGGAAAAAGCGAUCAAAAAGUCGAGAUCAAUUACUUUUUCCAAUUGAUGACGAAGACUUAGAGGGUGCAGUGUAUCAGCCAGUCUUUGUGAGAUGCACCUGUAUGAAUAUGGAACAAUGUGUACCAAAUAGGAAUCCUUUAGAGGUUAACGCCUCAAUUUGUAUGUGCUUUGAAGACGUGACACGUGGCUUAAUCUGGCCAUGCUACCCAACUUCCGUAUGGACUGUAAAAAAAUGUUCUGGUUGUUCAAUUUCCAAUACUUGUCCUGACCCGGAUGGUCCUAAUGCUUCAAAGCAAAUCGCAAAACAUAACAGUCCACUUCCAUGUCUUUGCCAAUCAAUUUCUCAUCAUUGUAUGGUACAUCCAAAGGACGAAAUCCGAUGGUGGAACCCAAACAAUUAUACAGUUUAUUCUGUAACUGAACCACCGACCACAGAAAUAACUGAAACCGAAGAAGCUUUUGGAUUGAGCGACCUCAAAGAUGCGGGAGCCAUCACAACUCAAACAAAAGAAAAUUUAAUUUUCUUAGUGGCUGCUUUACCCCGUGAAACAAGAAGGAACCUGUCAUACACCCUCAAUGAGUUUGUUCUUCGAUGUUCGUUUAAUUCGAAGGAUUGUAGUAUGGAGCGUGACUUUAAACUUCACGUUGAUCCUGAAUACGGCAAUUGCUACACAUUUAACUUCAAUGAUUCGGUGGAGUUGAAAAACAGUAGAGCUGGUCCCAUGUAUGGUCUCCGUCUAUUAUUAAACGUGCAUCAAAGCGAUUACAUGCCAACAACAGAAGCAGCAGGUGUUCGAUUAGUUGUCCAUGAACAAGAUCAAGAACCGUUCCCUGAUACAUUUGGAUACAGUGCUCCAACUGGAUUCAUUUCUUCAUUUGGUCUUAAAACGAAAGAACUACAUCGUCUCAGUGCUCCAUGGGGGAAUUGCAGUGACACAUUCCGACCGGUUCCAUACAUUUACAACGAACACUAUUCUCCUGAAGGUUGCCAUCGAAAUUGUUUCCAAUUGAAAGUACUUGAAAUAUGUGGAUGUGGAGAUCCAAGAUUCCCUCUACCAUCUGAAGAGCAUAGACAUUGUAAUGCGAAGUCAAAAAUUGAUCGUCAAUGUUUAUCAAACCUAACAAGUGACUCUGGAGGUUACCACCAUCUACACGAACAAUGUGAAUGUCGUCAGCCAUGUCAUGAAAAAGUAUUUGAGACUGCUUACUCUGCAUCUGCAUGGCCCAGUCAAAAUUUCAAAAUUGGUACCGACUGCCCCGCCGUAUCAGAUAUUUUCAACGACACUGAAGCUUGUACCGAAUAUUAUCGUCAAAACACUGCUUACAUUGAAAUUUACUACGAACAAUUGAAUUUCGAAUCGCUGAAAGAAACCGCCGGUUACACGCUCGUCAAUCUUUUCUCAGAUUUUGGAGGUAAUAUUGGAUUAUGGAUUGGAUUUUCAGUCAUUACGUUUGCUGAAUUUGCAGAACUUUUCUGCGAGAUCUGCAAACUAAUGUAUUUCAAAGGAAUAGUCUAUGUACAGAAAAAGAUGCAAGGAAAAGAAUACACAUCAUCUUCAUUAAUGCACAUUGAUUUUCUUCAACGAUCGCCUAAAAAAAGCCAACCAGGAGAAGAUGAAGUUUCAACAAAUGAAUCAACAAAGGAGUUAAUGAGCAAAUAGUUACAAUAAAAAUUCCACUAAAUUUCUAUCAGUUUUUGAUGUCGGGUAAAUUAUAUUUUAGACUUUUGUAAAUUGUUGUCUUUCUUUUUUGAGCAUUUUUUAUGACUGACAUUUGAAUAGCAGAAACUUUUUUGUAUAGGAUGAAUAAAUAUUUAAAAGAUA
Messenger RNA from Caenorhabditis elegans, 2496 nucleotides. RefSeq names its product Degenerin unc-8 (gene unc-8). Gene Ontology annotation, cellular component: membrane. The coding region runs from base 1 to 2334 and encodes 777 amino acids. Gene Ontology annotation, biological process: monoatomic ion transport; sodium ion transport. NCBI's taxonomy places the organism in Eukaryota, Metazoa, Nematoda, Chromadorea, Rhabditida, Rhabditidae. The transcript is spliced from 20 exons. Gene Ontology annotation, molecular function: sodium channel activity; monoatomic ion channel activity. The record is from RefSeq and is marked reviewed.